Molecule: messenger RNA, 1299 nt
Organism: Lindgomyces ingoldianus
Lineage: Eukaryota; Fungi; Ascomycota; Dothideomycetes; Pleosporales; Lindgomycetaceae
Exons: 3
Coding region: 273-1133 (286 amino acids)
Source: RefSeq, a predicted model, not a curated record
CUUUUACAUGCUCUGCCUGCGGUUCUAAGUUCGAGUUUUCCUUCCGUACCUCUAUUCCACAGACGUACACACAAACUUCCCGGAAUAUCCACCCCUCCCGCAGCCCAAAAUCAAACCCCUUGUCAGUAUCUUACAAAAACCCAAGGAAGAGGACACUUCACGCCCGGAAUUAGCCUCGCACGGUGUUGGAGUUGAUAGAUUUUCGGCCAGCCAUGGUCGAGAGAGCUGUUGUUCCCGCCCCAAAUACAAGCUAAUACGAUCGUGUUUUCGAAAUGGCCUCCCAAAAUGGAACCAAUGGUUCUCAAACAAUCCCGCCCACCUUGCCACACGCAUACUCUCAACAACAUCAUGGCAACAUGCAACCACUGAGCUCUCAAGACCCACAGUACUGGCAGUCGUUUCCGCAAUCAGUUCGUCCCGACGGAGAGCAAGAUACUGCAAAGUUCGUUUACGAUGGACAAGCCUCUGAAGCGCCGAGCCUGACUAUAAGAGAUAAGAAGAAGCGGACGAUAUGUGGUUUAUCAGAGUUGAUUUUCGCCUUGAUAAUUGCUCUCAUUGUUAUCGCCAUAGCGGCGGCUGUUGGAGGCGGAAUUGGAGGAGGAAUGGCCGCGAACCAUUGUCGGCAGGAGUUGAAAGUUUUACGACAGAGUGUUUCCAUCUCUCAGUCCUCGACACUGACGCGAGUAUCCGAAAGUCCAUCUCCGACUUCGACAUUGGCUUCGCCAACGUCACAUUUCGCCAUUGCACCGUCCAGUAUCACGGUUCCCAAGACGGGAUGUCCAGAUUCGAAUGGAACCUUAUACACAUCAACAUUUGGAAGCAAAAGUACCACGUUUACAAAAAUCUGCGAUACAGUCAAAGCGGGUGGUGACAUGUUCCAAAUCUCCACCCCCUCGUGGGACUCAUGCAUGGAUGCCUGCGCUCAAUACAGCAACUUCUUCGCAGACCAAGAUUCGCAAGGCUCUCUUCCGACUUGCGAGGGGAUCAGUUAUGUGCCGGAGUGGAGUGUGCACCCAGAGUAUGCGUAUUCAAACUACAGCACGAGGGGGAGCUGCUGGUUGAAGAAUAGUAUGGACGGUCUGCCGGGUCCAUGGAGUCUUCUGGCCGAGGUCGUGAGUAGUGUGAGGAAAUAAUUGUAGAUUCGAGGCGAGACUCGGGGCGAGGAGGAGCGAAGAAGUAGUGCGCCGGCGGAUUGAGAUACCAUUGUAGUGCGACUUCUCACCUAACGUGGAACAUGACCUGGGUGGAGUCUAUCUAUUAAAUGUCCUGCCGGGACUAGAGAGAACAAUAACAGCAAGC